CCGACCCAUUGCCAUGCCUACUCCUUUCAUUGUUCUGAAGUCUCUCUGUCUUUCAUUGUUCCGACUUCUGACUACAUUGGAUUGUGGGAGACGGGAGACAGACCAACAAAAACUUGGAAAAAAAACCGUGAAUAUAUAUUUUCUGAGAUUGAUCGUCGAUCGAUUGGAAAAUUGGGUUGGAUCAAUUGAGUCUGAGUUGAGCUGCAACAAUGGCGGGCGUAUCACUCAAGUGCGGGGACUGUGGGACGCUACUCAAAUCGGUAGAAGAAGCGCAAGAGCACGCCGAGCUCACCAAACACACUAACUUCAGCGAGUCCACAGAAGCCAUUCUCCAACUCGUUUGCACCUCCUGCGGCAAACCCUGCCGCUCCAAAACCGAGACCGAUUUGCAUACCAAGAGAACUGGGCACAGUGAGUUUCACGACAAGACUGCAGAAGCCUUAAAACCCAUCAGCUUGGAGCCACUAAAGCCUAAGAUUGAUGAUGAUGUUGAGAUGAGCGGGGCGGGUGAUGGAAGUAGCAGUAGCCAGCAUGAAGAAAUGGUUGUUCCUGAAGUUGACCAAAACCUACUCACUGAACUAGAAACAAUGGGAUUUCCUAAGGCAAGGGCAACCCGAGCACUCCAUUAUUCUGGCAAUGCUAGCCUCGAGGCUGCUGUGAAUUGGGUCGUAGAACAUGAAAGUGACGCAGAUGUAGAUGAAAUGCCUCUGGUCCCUGUCAGUUCCAAGAAUGCUGAGCCUCCCAAGCCAUCCCUGACUCCAGAGGAGAUAAAAAUGAAGCAACAAGAGUUAAGGGAGCGUGCUCGUAAAAAGAAAGAAGAGGAAGAGAAACAAAGGGAAAGGGAGAGAGAAAAGGAAAGAAUCCGUAUUGGUAAGGAACUUCUUGAAGCUAAGCGGAUUGAGGAAGAAAAUGAAAGAAAACGGUUGAUAGCUUUACGGAAAGCAGAGAAAGAUGAAGAGAGAAGAGCUCGAGAGAAAAUUCGUCAAAAGCUGGAAGAGGAUAAGGCUGAAAGGCGGCGCAAGCUUGGUCUCCCUGCUGAAGAUCCUACUCCAAAACCUUCUGCACCAGUGGUGGAAGAAAAGAAGAGCUCACUGCCUGUUAGACCAGCUACAAAGAUAGAGCAAAUGAGGGAGUGUUUACGUAUUCUCAAACAGAACCACAAGGACGAUGAGGCCAAAGUGAAGACGGCAUUCAACACACUGCUCACUUUUGCCAAGAAUGUCGCAACAAAUCCAAAUGAUGAGAAGUUCCGGAAAAUUAGACUCAAUAAUCCUAAAAUCCAGGAAAGAGUUGGAAAACUGAAGGGGGGCGUGGUGUUCCUUGAGCUUCUUGGAUUUGAAAAAAUUGAAGGUGGGGAGUUCUUGUUUCUUCCAAGAGAUAAGGUGGACAUGGCUGUGCUUCGCUCUGCUGGUUCUGAGUUGGACAGUGCUAUCAAUAAUCCCUUCUUUGGAGUCCUCUGAUCUGAUCACCUCCCUUCAAUUGGCUUAGGACGAUCUAAACCAUGUUAUACGGGACUGUCGCGCUUCUGGUUUUCUGAAUGGACGUUGGGGGUGCAUAAGGGAUAUAUUGUGGAUCAUUCUAUUUAUUUUUUAUGUUGCAAGUUUUGUUUGCAAAAUCUAUAGUUUUCUUAGUGGUUUGGCCUGUUGGCCACACUCAUGAGUCAUGAGGGAUGGUUUAUUUGCAGCUUAUGAUUUCUUUAACUCUUUUACAUAACAAUUUUAAGUGAAAAGUUAUACUCCGUAGUAGGGCUGGGAAAAAACUCCCGACUCCCGACCCCCGAUCCCGAUCCCGAUCCCGACAAUCCCGAUCCCGACUAGUCGGGAAUUUUUCAUAGAUUAAUCUUUUACUACGAG
Cuscuta epithymum is the source of this 1853-nucleotide messenger RNA. Lineage: Eukaryota; Viridiplantae; Streptophyta; Magnoliopsida; Solanales; Convolvulaceae. The record is from the annotation of a GenBank genome assembly.